Messenger RNA from Nycticebus coucang (slow loris), 5221 nucleotides. It is a transcript of the gene ANKRD13A, whose product is annotated as ankyrin repeat domain 13A. The transcript is spliced from 15 exons. NCBI's taxonomy places the organism in Eukaryota, Metazoa, Chordata, Mammalia, Primates, Lorisidae. Gene Ontology annotation, molecular function: protein binding. Bases 287 to 2059 code for a protein of 590 amino acids. Gene Ontology annotation, cellular component: cytoplasm. The record is from RefSeq and is a predicted model, not a curated record.
UCGGUCAGCAAAAGUCGGUUCGCGAGCUGUCAGCGCCGGCGGGAGAGCGGCGGGGCGCGGGGUGGGCGCGGCCGACCGGGUUCCGGAGCCGGCCCGCGACCCCGGACUUUCCGCGCGCCCCGCUCCCUCCCCGCUAGGCCGUCCGGCCGCGUACUGCGCCCCUCGCUCGCUCACCUCGUUCUCUUGCUCGCCGGCCGCCGUGCGGGCCGGGCGGGCGCCGGAGACCCCGCCGGGGCCGAGGUUUCUGGCGAGCGGGAGGCGAGGGCCCGGCUGCGGCCUCCUCAAAAUGUCCUCGGUCUGCGACGCCAGCAGCCCCUUCCCCCUGCACCUCUUGGUGUGGAACAACGACUACCGGCAGCUGGAGAAGGAGCUGCGGGGCCAGAAUGUGGAGGCUCUGGAUCCACGAGGUCGAACAUUACUGCAUCUUGCUGUUUCUUUGGGACAUUUGGAAUCUGCUCGAGUCUUGCUCCGACAUAAAGCAGAUGUGACAAAAGAAAAUCGCCAGGGAUGGACAGUUUUACAUGAGGCUGUGAGCACUGGCGAUCCGGAGAUGGUGUACACAGUUCUUCAGCAUCGAGACUACCACAACACAUCCAUGGCCCUGGAAGGAGUUCCUGAGCUGCUCCAAAAAAUUCUUGAGGCUCCAGAUUUCUAUGUGCAGAUGAAAUGGGAAUUCACCAGCUGGGUGCCGUUGGUUUCCAGAAUAUGCCCAAAUGAUGUCUGUCGCAUUUGGAAAAGCGGUGCCAAACUGCGUGUCGAUAUUACGUUGCUGGGAUUUGAAAAUAUGAGCUGGAUAAGAGGGAGGCGUAGUUUUAUAUUUAAGGGAGAAGACAACUGGGCGGAGUUGAUGGAAGUCAACCACGAUGACAAAGUGGUGACUACUGAACAUUUUGACCUUUCCCAAGAAAUGGAACGCCUCACUCUGGACUUAAUGAAGCCGAAAAGCAGGGAAGUUGAGCGGCGGCUCACAAGCCCAGUCAUUAACACCAGCCUCGAUACUAAAAAUAUUGCUUUUGAAAGAACUAAAUCCGGAUUCUGGGGCUGGAGGACAGAUAAAGCAGAAGUUGUUAAUGGUUACGAAGCAAAGGUAUACACCGUAAACAAUGUGAAUGUAAUAACCAAAAUACGCACAGAACAUCUGACGGAGGAGGAAAAAAAGAGAUAUAAAGCGGACAGGAACCCACUGGAAUCUUUGCUGGGAACUGUGGAACACCAGUUUGGUGCUCAAGGGGAUCUUACUACGGAAUGUGCCACUGCAAACAACCCUACGGCUAUCACACCUGAUGAGUACUUCAACGAAGAGUUUGAUCUGAAAGACAGGGACAUCGGAAGGCCAAAAGAACUGAUGAUUAGAACUCAGAAGUUUAAAGCAACACUAUGGAUGUGUGAAGAAUUUCCCCUCUCUCUCGUGGAACAGGUCAUUCCUAUCAUUGACCUAAUGGCUCGAACUAGUGCUCAUUUUGCAAGAUUGAGAGAUUUCAUCAAAUUAGAAUUCCCACCUGGAUUUCCUGUCAAAAUAGAAAUUCCCUUGUUUCAUGUCUUAAAUGCACGGAUUACAUUUGGGAAUGUUAAUGGCUGUAGCACUGCUGAAGAAACUGUAUCUCAAAAUAUGGAUGGGGCGCAGGCCAAUUCAGCUUCCCAUGUCACAAACUUUGAGGUCGAUCAGUCUGUGUUUGAAAUUCCUGAAUCUUACCACAUUCAAGACAAUGGCAGAAAUGUGCAUUUGCAAGAUGAAGAUUAUGAGAUAAUGCAGUUUGCCAUCCAGCAGAGCCUGCUGGAGUCCAGUAGGAGCCAGGAACUUCUAGGACCAGCUUCAAAUGGCGGGAUCAGCCAGACACAUGCCUAUGAAGACCAGUUUGAGAGGGCCAUCCAGGAGAGCCUCCUCACCAGCACUGAAGGCCCAUGUUCUGGUGCCCCAACUGAUAUAAGCAGUUUUGAUAGUGACUUGCAGCUAGCCAUGGAGCUCUCUGCCAAAGAGCUGGAGGAACGGGAGCUCCGACUCCAGGAGGAAGAGGCUGAGCUCCAGCAAGUCUUACAGCUGUCACUCACUGACAAGUAGACCUUUCUGCCCAUGGGCUGCACAAAGCAGAGGCUCUGGGCUGUCAUGGAUGUUGGCAACUGGGGCCCCAGGGCUAAGGGCCUGCACCUCAUGUGUGUGCAGCAGAUGGCAGCUGCCCUUUCUUUACCCAAGUGCAGAACCAGGGAUUCCUAGGCUCACCCAGGACGCUCCCCAGGGUGGAGGGGCUGGGAAUGGCAGGCCCUAUCUUUAGACCAUGGGGAAGAGAACACUGUCACUUCCAUUAGCUGUAUUGGCUUGCAGGUCACGUUUUUACUACCAGCUUUAGAAAAAAACCCAAUCCCUGCAGGCUUGUAGAUAAAUUUUUAUUAAGGAGUGAUAACAAAACAAGUUAUUGCAGAGUCAGGGUGCUUUUAUAUAUGAGAGAAGCGGCAGCAGCAGCCUUUGUAGAGUGUGGUUUAUGAGAGUUUGAGGCAUUUCUUUACUGUUCACCAAAGAAAUGGGUAAUCUGUGUUGAUCUACUCUUUAUUUUUACCUUUAUACAGGGUUUUAGGACAUUAUCAUUAUUCCCUCCUCCAUCUCCAUAUUAUUCCAUUCCUUCCAUCCAUCCCCAGCUGAAGUUAAAGAGGAGAUAUGUACAGUAUCUAUUUUAGAUUAUUAACUAUUUACAUCAAAUUAAGAUAUACAAAUGACCGUAGCUGUUGCCUUAGCCUUAAAAAUUACUAAUUGUUUCAAACCGCCUCAGUCCACUUACUGAGGGAUCUGAUUUGAAUUUAUAAAGGCAAUUCCUUUGAGAGCAGGAUCCUUCUGGCUAAAUCAAAGGCAGCUAAUCCUGUCCCUGAAGGAGCAGCUAGAGCAGUGGUUCUCAACCUUCCUAAUGCCAUGGCCCUUUAAUACAGUUCCUGUGGGUCAUGAGAACUGCUGAGCUAGAGGAACCUGAGGCUUGUUCUUGAAGUGAGCAAGCUAGCCAAAGUACUAGAACAGCCUACACCAAACCUGUUCUACACCUGCCCUAGUGAAGGAUUUCCACGUAAAAACCUAGGAAAACUCCAUUGCAUGCCCUAGUUUUACUUGAGGAAAGCUGGAUUUGAAAUUAGAAAAGGAGCUUAAAACAGAGUUCACUGGCUCUUCAUUCUAAAGGGAAAAUGAUUCCACACUGCUUUUUAGAGUUCAACAUCUUUCUGGAUAAAUAUAUUUUUUAACAGAAUUUUUAUUAUUUUUAAAAGAUAUAAAAACAACUACUCCCAUCAGUAGCAAUACAAGGUUAUACAUUUUAACCAGAUUUUCUCAGGCCUUUUUUGGAUACCUUUAGUAGUUAACUAUUUUGUCAAACCCUCUUGUAAAUAACCAUCACACAACACACAGAACUCUGUGGAAUACAGCUGAGGGCACCACUCGCGCUGGCCUGUGUGUUCAUUCCCAUAGACUGCACUGAAAUAACCUGAUAAACAAUAUCCUCCUCUGUUUUGCAUCUAUUUCCUCUGUUGCGCUUCUUUUAGGAUAGUUAGAGAAAUAUAAAGUACUGUUCCAGUUAACAUGUCAUACAUUUAGUGUUGACGGCGAGAUGUUCCUGGACACAAAAGAAUUGUGCUUUUAAUUCCAUGUAACUGUCUGCCUUUUUUGUCAUGGUCUGACCAAAAUUCCUUCUGUAAUACAAGGCCAGUAUAGGCAACUUCACGUUUGUUUCAAAUAUGCAGCUUGGCAUUUUUGUUUACUUGUUUACAUGAAGUAAACAUUUGGUGUGAAGACACAAUUCUUGGGAAUGGCUGCAGUUAGGCCACGUUGUUUACUCACUAUGGUGAAUCAUAGGUAACUUCUAUGUUUGCAUUCCAUUGCUCUGCUCCCCAAGGUCUGAUUUUUCUCCCCAAGGAGUCAUAUAAAAAGGGACUGAGCAUCAUAUCAACCUGUUGCAGCAUUUUUCAAAUACCUGUUCACUCUUAAAAUGCAAAUAAAGACUGCUUCCUUAGGGUGCUCAUAUAAUAUUCCAGUCUUUGAGUCUUUUCAUGUUUUUUUCUAGUCGCUGGGUGCACCCACACUCCUGUUGUCUGUCAGGAGAACAUUAAAACACGUCACAAUGCUGUUGUAUGGGAUUACAAAAGUAGCAUGCUGCCUUCAGCCUUCUUGGGCUGAAGUUACAGAGCCCACAGCCCCGUGUUACUCAUUACAAAUGGAAACUAAAAACAAGCCAGUGUUGGGUCUGCUCUGAGACUUCUCCGUGGUUUUCCUGGAGGCAGACUGGUACUUGUUGGGAAAGGGAAGCCAAGCCAACACCAAAUCUCUUGAGUGAAUAUAUCUCUCCUUUGAAGCCAGAGUGCUUUGUGAGGGUGAUCUUAGAAGUUAGAGCUUCCAAACUCAUUCUAUACCUAAAUAUGUUGGUAUUAAAAACAAAAAGCAGUGGCAAAUAAAAAUGUUUGGGUUCCAAAAAUGAGGCUUUGGUAUUUCCAGGAAGAUGUGAAGGAGCUGCUUUGCUUUUGUCGAAAAGUAAACACCAGUACUUUGAGCCAUGAGAACACCAUGAAGAAAACUGUUACAGGCAGUCCCUGGUUACAAACAAGAUAGGUUCUAUUGGUUUGUUCUUAAAUUGAAUUUGUAUGUAAGCUGGAACAGGUACAUUUACCUAUUACCUAUAAUAGCCCCAUUCAUUAAGUGUAAGUCAUACAUCAGUUGGAUGUUUGUUACUCAGGGAUUUACUGUAACAGCCUCUGUUAAGUGCAAGUUGUAUGUAAGUCAGUUGUCUAUAACUUGGGGACUGCCUGUAUUCUUAGGCCAAAAGGUGCAACGUCAAUGGAUUAUUUAAUUUACAACCAGAUAGUUUCUUACUUCAGGUUCAUGAACAAGUGGCUCCUUUAUCAGCAGAAAUUUUAACUGGGAAACUAAUGCACAUUAGAUACCGCUAGGUUAAAGGUAAGUAACCCUUUGUUACUAAGGGUAACAAAAUUUCUAAGGUACUUUGCUCUAUUAAAAAGCUGGUUACACAUUGUAUAAUGUGGAAGAGUCUGUUCUAAAUGACAGGAAAGAGAAUUGUCCUGGUUCCAGCUUCCCGCUGACCACAGAUGACAUCAAGGAAGAUGAACUUAACUAUGGAAAUUUCAAAUGACUCUUGGUGGAGGUGAUUGUCUAAAAAUACAGAGGGUGCCCUCCAAAUAUAUACACUUAACAAAGAGAAAAGCUGUAUUAAAAUUAUAAAUUAUACUGAUAACAAAA